This is a messenger RNA of Drosophila busckii, 523 nucleotides long. RefSeq lists its product as uncharacterized. Lineage: Eukaryota; Metazoa; Arthropoda; Insecta; Diptera; Drosophilidae. The record is from RefSeq and is a predicted model, not a curated record. The coding region runs from base 51 to 479 and encodes 142 amino acids. Gene Ontology annotation, biological process: defense response. The transcript has 2 exons.
AGCGUCAGUAUAAAAGUAACGCCGAAGCAGACAACGUGUUGAAUAGAAAAAUGCGCUGCUUUAUAUUGUUAACAUUGCUGCUUGUGGUGCUAAUGGCGCUAAGCGUAAAUGCUGGCAGUGUAACCAUAAAGGGUCAAUGCGUGGACUGCAAUAAGCCAGAGACGACGUCAACAACACGCAAGCCCAAGGGCGGACGCACUACAACUACAGUGAAGCCCAAGCACAGGUCGGCAGCAAAGUCAUCCGACGAAAGCGAUGAGGAUACGAGUCUGGGUGAUAUAAGCUUGGAUAUGGAUAGUCAUGGACAUCAGCAUAUUGGACAUAGGCACAAGCGUCAGUGGGGUCGUCAGAUUAUACGCACUGAUAACAAUUUUGGCAACAGCGGCUAUCCGGGCUAUGUAACAACAAUUGAUGGGCGUGGCCAGUAUGAGCCAGUGGUGCGCAAUAAUGAUUGCGUUGGCUGCAAUAUACGCGCCUAAGCCAGCAGCUGUUGUUUAAGCUAAUAAAUGCACUUGCGUCUAAA